Ilyonectria robusta is the source of this 1020-nucleotide messenger RNA. RefSeq lists its product as uncharacterized. Gene Ontology annotation, molecular function: 4-hydroxy-tetrahydrodipicolinate synthase activity. The transcript has a single exon. The record is from RefSeq and is a predicted model, not a curated record. NCBI's taxonomy places the organism in Eukaryota, Fungi, Ascomycota, Sordariomycetes, Hypocreales, Nectriaceae. The coding region runs from base 76 to 1020 and encodes 314 amino acids.
CCCAGCCUACCUUAACCCCCAGUAUCUACCCUUCCCCGUAAAGCAUCAGUCCAUCUUGACCCAGUAUCAGCCAUCAUGUCAUUCCCCAAAGUACCACCAAGCGGCGUCUGGGCCCCCACAAUCACCUUCUUCGACCACAGCACUGACUCGCUGGACACGGAAUCCCAAGCCAAAUACUAUUCGUACAUGUCAAAAACUGGUCUUGCGGGACUGGUUGUGCUGGGUACCAAUGCCGAGACCUUUCUUCUGACGCGUGAGGAGCGGAAGACUCUGCUCGAAACAGCCCGGAAAGCAGUCGGACCAUCCUACCCCAUCAUGGCUGGCGUAGGUGGCCAUGGAACAAAGCAGGUCUUGGAGUUUAUCGCCGACGCAGCUGAUGCCGGCGCAAAUUAUGUCCUGCUUCUGCCCCCCGCCUACUUCGGGAAGCAGACGACGCCGGCAGUUAUCGACAACUUCUUUAAUGAUGUUGCCGCGGAGAGCGCGCUCCCUAUCGUCAUCUACAACUUCCCGACUGUCUGUAACGGGAUUGAUCUAGACUCGGCGACUAUUGCCAGACUAGCCAAGACGCAUAGCAAAAUCGUCGGUGUGAAGCUGACUUGCGGUGCGGUAGCCAAGAUCACCCGUCUUGCGGCUGAGCUCCCAGCAGAUGAGUUCGCGACGUAUGGAGGACAGUCGGAUUUCCUGAUCGGCGGCUUGGCUGCGGGCUCCAUGGGAACCAUCGCGGGAUUCGCCAACGUGUUCCCCAAGACGAUCGUGCACAUCUACAACCUAUACAACGAGGGCAAGUUCCAAGAGGCAAUGGACUUGCACAAGAAAGCUGCGCUCGCGGAGCAGCCUUGCAAGGCCGGUAUUUCAUCUGUCAAGUAUGCGGCGGCGCUUAACACUGCCAAGGCCGCGGGGAUUGAGGGAGCCGUGGCGAAGCUGGAGCCCAGACGGCCGUACCUUGCGCCUAAUGACGCCGAAAAGAAGGCUAUUGAGGCGGGAAUCGCGAGUCUAGUGAGCAUAGAGGCUGGUCUAUAG